Salarias fasciatus (jewelled blenny) is the source of this 2333-nucleotide messenger RNA. RefSeq names its product sorting nexin 24 (gene snx24). NCBI's taxonomy places the organism in Eukaryota, Metazoa, Chordata, Actinopteri, Blenniiformes, Blenniidae. Gene Ontology annotation, molecular function: phosphatidylinositol phosphate binding. The record is from RefSeq and is a predicted model, not a curated record. The coding region runs from base 137 to 655 and encodes 172 amino acids. The transcript is spliced from 7 exons.
AGCAGCAUAGUGAGUGUGUGUGUAUGUGUGUGUGUGUGAGAGAAAGACAGAGUGAGUGAGUGUGACUGUGUGUGUGAGAGAGAAAAGACUAGACGUUUUCUUCGUAUCAGAGUUUUUUUCUCUCUCGUUUACCAAGAUGCACCCGGUGAGCGUGUCGAUCCCGUCGUUUCGCUUCGAAAAUAACUCGGUGGAGAAAGGAUACACGGUCUUUAAAAUCGACGUGCUGAUGAACGGCCGGCAGCACACCGUCGAGAAGCGCUACAGCGAAUUCCACGCUCUGCAUAAAAUGCUAAAGAAGAGCAUAAAGCCUCCUGAAAUCCCCUCCAAACAUGUGAGAAACUGGAUUCCUAAAGUCCUGGAGCAGAGGAGGCAGGGCCUGGAGUUCUACCUGCAGACCAUAAUUAUGGAAAAUGAAGUUCUCCCAAAGAUAUUCCUGGAUUUCCUGAACAUCCGCCAUUUUCCCUCCGUGCCAAAAACCGAAAGCUGUGGGUCGUUCGACACAGAAUCUGAGGAGUCGAGUAAACUCUCACAUCAGCCCGUCUUGCUGUUCCUGCGAGACCCCUACCUGCUGUCUCCUGCACACGAUGUGUUUUCCAACGUGGUGAUCGAGGGCGUGAUCCACGGCGUCUUCUAUCCAGACCUUCAGCCGAGGUAGAGCCCUGAAAGAGGAGACACCGCCGUGAAGGGACGCUUCACAUCGCCGUGUCGGGAAAGACGGGGCGCGUUAGCAAGACGUACUGAGCCGCCUCCACGUCUCCAGAGUCGUGUAACGAAAAGAUGCUUUCUGUUUUUAGAAUAUCAGGACCGUAAAAGCAUAUCACCUCAUUUUAAGCACUGAACACUAAAUCAUCCAUCAUCUCUUCAACCAGUAACUUUCAAAAGGUACUUUUGACUGAAAUCAUCAACGAAGCAGUUUGACAAGUUUAGUUGAAUAAUGAAAUAACUAACGCAGCUAAUAAUGAAUUUAUUUAUUUAUUACUCGGGAGGAUAAUGAGUGGCAUCAAUACCCAGCUAAACCAUCCACUAAAAGAAGGGGCUAAAAAUGAUUGAAAAUAAAAGAUCGUGACUGGUUCCUGAGGUCAGAGCCAGACAGGAAAUACCUGCAGAUUGCAGCUCUGGAGGUUAGUGUGGCAGAGUGCAUUUGGCUGGACUGUGGCCUUCAGUGAGUCACGGCCUGCCGGCAGAGAGGAGCCACUCCCGCUGUGGCCUCUCUCCCUUCAGAAGUUCCCUUUUGAGCUGCCAAAUGGAGCCAGUCGCUGGAGAUAACUACAGCUUCAAAAAGCGAUGGUUGGCGGUGACGUGGAUCCUGUUUAUUUUGUGAACUACAGCGCCACUCGGCAGAAAUACGCUGUCAGCGGAGAAAGACGUCACGAGUUUCAGAUGCUGAUUGAAGAAGUAUAAUAACUUCAAACUCUAGGGUUCUUCUACAUUAUUAUCUAUAAUUAUUAGGUUUCCUUCACCUUCCUCUUGAGAUUAUCACAUUUUUGCAACACUAGGUGGAGACGCUGUCAGAGCGCUGUUACCGUCUGACACUACUGACGGCUCAUUUAAGUAAAAUCUCUUCAGAAGAUAUUUAAAUGAAGUUGUCGUCAACAAGCCUGCUCCUAGUAAAUGGUCUCAAAUAUAAGAAUAAUCAUCUCCAGACUCUGUGCAGUGGCGUCUCGGUGACCGUAGCCACUGGCUAACCUCAGUUUGUGUGAAACUGAGGAGCAUGUUGAUCCGACUCACUGAAGAUCAGCCUGGAACCCGUUAUCAUUAGUGCCAGUAGUGGAGUCUUCCUCCCAGCACGUAAAGGGACACGGAGUGUUUUUGUUUCAUUUGUUUGUGAAAGUCUAGAUUUAAAGAAACAGAGAAACACUGUGCAAUAUGAAAUCAGUAAAAUGUCUUUGUUGUUAUUGUGACUGAUUAUGUAAAACUGCAAAAACCUCUCCACGUGUAAAACACUCCCAAGUGACUGUUUCGUGCUGCUGUCGUGUUGUGCUUCACUGUUCGGGACAGUAGUUACGAUGACCAGCCUUUUGAAGCUUUCCGAUGUGACUGGACCUCCACUGCACCACAGUGACGACGACACAUUCGUACUGAAUGACGUUCAUCUUGGAAGAGCGAGACUCCACUAAAGAGUUCAAGAUUUUUGUGUUUUAACAAAGUGAAUCAUCUAGAAACCCAUCUCACAGAUUUAUAUCGUAUCUUUGAUGUGUAACUAAUGUUGUGUAUGUGAAGUGUCUUUUCUGUGCCAUACCACCAACCUACAGUGAACAGGGAAAAAUCCCACUGUAGCACUUUAAAAAGGGUUUUAUGUAAGAUACUAACAAUAAAGUUAUUUCCACGAGCAA